AUGACAAUAGAGAAAUUGGUCAAGGGAAUUUUUGAGAAACUACAGGAGGAGAGGGGAGGGCAGCUCCACUCUCCCACUAACAUCAUCCUCCUCUCUCUGGCUGUCUCAGAUUUUCUCGUGGGGCUUCUGUUGUUGCCGUUAGAAAUUUACAGGAACACAACUUGCUGGUAUCUUGGUGAAAUCAUGUGUGCUGUUUAUUAUUAUCUUGGCUGCCAAAUUCCAUUUGUUUCAAUUGGUAACAUUAUUUUGAUAUCAGUUGACCGCUAUGUGGCCAUUUGUCACCCUCUGCAUUACCCCACCAGAAUCACUGCAGUGAGAGUCAAACUGUGUGUUUUUCUGUGUUGGCUCUGGUACGGUCUGUACAGCAUAUUUUAUAUCCAAGAUCAGAUAAUUCACCUCAUUAAACCUGACAAAGAUGUUUCAUGUCUUGGACAGUGUUCAAUCAUUUUCAGCUAUGUUACAGGAGUGGCUGAUCUGAUUUUGACAUUUAUUAUUCCAGUGACAGCCAUUGUACUUCUGUACAUGAGAGUGUUUGUGGUAGCUGUGAUUCAGGCUCGCUCCAUGCGUUCUCAUGUUACAUUUGUCUCCGUUCAACAUCCAAGUAAAGUAAAAGCAAAGAGAUCAGAGCUGAAAGCAGCCAGGACUCUUGGGGUUCUUGUCUUUACAUAUUUGUUAUGUUUCUGCCCGUUGUAUUGUUAUACUUUCAUAGACAUCAAUUUGAUUGACACAUCUAAUCAAUACCUGUUGACUGGUUUGUUUUAUUUUAACUCCUGCCUGAACCCAGUGAUCUACACUCUAUUUUACCCCUGGUUUAGAAAAGCUGUUAAACUUAUCAUCACUCUGCAGAUACUGAAGCCUGACUCCUGUGUGACAAACAUACUGUAGAGAGACUGUGGAGUUACUGAGGUGAC
Molecule: messenger RNA, 911 nt
Organism: Oryzias latipes (Japanese medaka)
Lineage: Eukaryota; Metazoa; Chordata; Actinopteri; Beloniformes; Adrianichthyidae
Product: trace amine-associated receptor 13c-like
Biological process (GO): G protein-coupled receptor signaling pathway
Cellular component (GO): membrane
Molecular function (GO): trace-amine receptor activity
Source: RefSeq, a predicted model, not a curated record